This is a messenger RNA of Sitophilus oryzae (rice weevil), 1554 nucleotides long. Its product is annotated as myrosinase 1-like. NCBI's taxonomy places the organism in Eukaryota, Metazoa, Arthropoda, Insecta, Coleoptera, Curculionidae. Bases 50 to 1489 code for a protein of 479 amino acids. The transcript has 12 exons. Gene Ontology annotation, biological process: carbohydrate metabolic process. The record is from RefSeq and is a predicted model, not a curated record. Gene Ontology annotation, molecular function: beta-glucosidase activity.
AUUAAGAAAAAUAAAAAAAUUCUAAUCGAAUUGAAUAAUAUAUUCCGAAAUGUUUUACUUAGCUAAAAUCAUCGUUUUCUGGUUUUUAGUGCAAAACUCUCUUGCUACUAAGACAUUUCCGGAAAGCUUUAUGUUUGGAACUGGCACUGCAGCAUUCCAGAUUGAGGGAGCUUGGAAUGAAGAUGGCAAAGGACCAAGCAUUUGGGAUACCUUCUUCCACAAAAAAAAUGCUACAGAAAAUGGUGAUGUAGCCUGUGAUUCGUAUCAUAAAUGGAAAGAAGAUGUUCAAAAUGCCAAAGAUCUCGGAUUGAAGUUUUAUAGAUUCUCAAUUGGUUGGUCAAGAAUUAUGCCAAAUGGAACACUGAAUAGUGUUAACCAAAAGGGAAUUGAAUAUUAUUCCAAUCUUAUAAAGGCUUUGAAAGAAGAAGACAUAGAACCAGUCGUAACGUUAUAUCAUUGGGAUAUGCCACAAUAUAUCAGUGAUUUGGGUGGUGCCCUUAAUGUUCAGUUUGUUGAUUAUUUUGAAGAUUACGUCAGAUUGUGUUACACUUUAUUUGGAGCCUACGUCAAAUAUUGGUUAACACUCAAUGAGCCUACUAUUCAGUGUUUUGUCGGCUACGGUUAUGGAGUAGGAGCGUCUGGAUUCGCGUUGCCUGGGGAUGGCUUGUAUCAAUGUUCCUACGUUCUCCUUAAGGCUCACGCUAGGGCAUACAGAAUUUACGACGAAGAGUUUCGCGAUCAAUAUCAAGGAAAAGUUGGAAUAGUUUUGGAAACUAAUUGGAUAGAGGCAGAAACUGAAGAUCCCCUAGAUUUAGAAGCUCAAGAGCGAUAUUUGCAGUUUUAUCUUGGAUGGUUUGCAAAUCCAGUGUAUAAGGGUAACUGGCCCGAUGUUAUGAUCGACCGCAUAGCAAAUAGAAGUAAGCUGGAGAACUUAGCCAGGUCACGUUUACCUGCUUUCACUCAAGACGAAAUAGAAUAUAUUAAUGGCACUCAUGAUUUCUUUGCAAUCAACACAUAUUACACCAGUACUGUUAGCUACCAAGAAGACGAACCAAUCGGCACACCAUCAUAUUCCAAUGAUUUGAGCGUUGAUGCGAGUACUAAUUCUAGUUACAUUGAUAACCAGGCUUUGAGAAAAUUGUUAAAUUAUAUCAAUGACAGGUAUAAUCCUGGUAGCAUUAUAAUAACUGAAAAUGGAAGAGCAACUUCAGAUGGAUUAGAAGACAUAGAAAGAAUUGAAUAUUUAAAGAUUUACUUGUGUAGUUUGUUGGAUACUAUUCUGGAAGACAAUGUUAAUGUUAUAGGAUAUUCAUUAUGGUCACUGAUGGACAAUUUCGAAUGGGGUACCUAUGAGACCAGAUUUGGUAUCAUUAGAGUAGAUUUUGACAGCCCUAAUAGAACAAGAACUUGGAAGGAAUCCGCUAGGUGGUAUCAAAAUCUUAUUGCAACUAGAGUAUUGGAUAAUUCAACAUUUAUUGCUAAUAAUUAAAAGGAAUAUAAUUUUAUUUUUCUGUUUUUGUGAAAUUUGAGUUUAAUUAAAAAACUGUACAUAUU